ACUUAAGAUACGUAAUAGCCUUGUGGACCGCUCUGGCAACUAAAGAUGACUUGACUUAUGGGUCAUCUAUUACCAGAAUUGAUCACUGCAAGAGUGAAGCAGCAAGCUGUCAAUUUUGAUAUAAAUAUUUAUUUAAUUUUGAUUUACAAAAUCACGAACACUUGAGUUAGGAACGUUGAAAAAAUAUGAAACUAAAUACCAUAUUCAAUUCUUAAUUAUGGUGAAUGCGUUUAUAUAAUUUAGGAGCUCUUUCGCCAUAAAUGACAAUUUUUGGUAGUCCUACAUCUGAAUCAUCACUAAGUCACCCCUUAUACGGAUCAUCAAACUUGAGACGACAAAGAGGCGAAAAGAAACCAGUGCCUGAGGAACAAAAGGACGACAAAUAUUUCGAAAGACGGAGACGAAACAAUCAGGCUGCUAAAAAGUCAAGGGAUGCAAGGAAAAUAAGAGAGGAUCAGAUUGCCCUAAAAGCGACGAUAUUAGAGCACGAGAACGCCAUCCUUAGAGCUCAAGUCCUCACAUUAAGGGAAGAAGCAUCGUCUCUAAGACAAAUGCUUCUACAAAAGAAGGCACUAGAGUUAGUUUCAAGAGAUACCCCACUUUGCAUCACUUAGCUUUAUUAUAGAGAUGUGUUGUAUAUUAUUCUGGUCGUGUAUAAACACAGAAGUUGUGAUAUUUGUGUUAUGACAAGAAAACGUGUAUUUUUGAUUUUGUAAAUACAUAUAAUGUACUAAUUUUUCACUGUUAAUACUUAUAUUUGUUUGAACAAGUGUCGCA
This is a messenger RNA of Acanthoscelides obtectus, 777 nucleotides long. The record is from the annotation of a GenBank genome assembly. Lineage: Eukaryota; Metazoa; Arthropoda; Insecta; Coleoptera; Chrysomelidae.